AUGGAGGCAAUAGUGCGUAUCUUGUCCUACGCCGUGAACAAACCGUACCGAACGACCCAAAUCACCGAUGAAACUCCUUAUCUAAACGAAAAUGGCUAUGUUGACUUUGCAGAAGGUGAUAUUGAGAACCCGCGUAAUUGGUCUAUGGCACGCCGUACAACUAUAACCAUGAGCGCGGUGUUACUAGUGGUGAACGCAACUUUCGCCUCAAGUUCGCCGAGCGGGUGCUUCGGUUCUAUAUCUGAGCACUUCAAUAUCUCUACCGAAGUUGCCGGAUUGACAAUCACUGUCUUCCUACUUGGCUACUGUGCUGGCCCGUUACUAUUCGCUCCAUUAAGCGAAUUCUACGGUCGGAGAUGGAUUUUCUAUAUUACCUUCUCGUUAUACAUCGCAUUUAACUUCCUAUGUGCUUUCGCGCCGAACCUGGGGGCUCUCUUGGUGGGCCGUUUCCUGACUGGAACGUUUGUUUCAGCACCACUGAGUAACGGUCCCGGUCUUCUCGCUGACUUGUGGGAUCCGCUUCAGCGUGCCAAUGCCAUGGCUGGGUUCGCUGCUAUGGUGUGGAUCGGUCCAGCGCUUGGGCCCGUUGUUGCGGGUUUCCUGGAGUUGAAGGAGGAUUGGCGAUGGAGCUUCUAUGUGCUUCUUUGGCUUGGUGGUGCGACCGCUAUUGUCAUGCUGACCAUUCCCGAGACUUAUGCGCCGAUCAUUCUCUACACCAAGGCAAAACGGAUUCGAGAGGCGAAGAUACCGGGGUAUGAGCAUGUGAGGGCAGCUGUUGAAGACAAUGAUCGGACUCUCCUUGCGAUUUAUAAGGUUGCCUUGACACGGCCUUGGAUUAUUCUUUUCGAUCCUAUCUCAUUGUUGUGUGCCAUUUAUAUGGCGGUCGUGUACACUCUGCUGUACAUGCUCUUCACCAUUUAUCCGAUUGUGUUCCAGGAGAAGCGUGGGUGGAACUCUGGUGUUGGCGAGUUGCCUUUGAUUGGCACCAUCAUUGGUGCCUUGUUGGGCGGUGUUAUAGUCUUGAUUGACACGCAAAUACGUCAACGGAGAAUACGUCGAGGUGAGAUGAAAAUGGAAGAUGCGACUCCAGAAGACCGCUUGCCACUCGCCAUGAUUGGAGGCAUUGGAUUUGCGAUUGCGAUGUUUUGGUUUGCGUGGACGGCUGAGUACAAUUCCAUUCAUUGGAUUGUUCCCACCAUCGCUGGGUGCUUCCUGUCUACUUGUAUGCUGCUUCUUUUCGUUGCGUAUUUGAAUUAUCUUGUGGAUGUCUACUUGAUGUACGCUGCCUCUGCAGUUGCGGCAAACACAAUCGCGCGAUCUGCUUGUGGUGCGGCCGCGCCUCUUUUCACGAGCCAGAUGUUUGCCGCACUGGGUGUGGGAGGCGGGGGUAGCUUGAUCGGCGGCGUGGCUGCAUUAUUGGCUGUGGUUCCAUUCCUCUUCUACCGAUUUGGAAAGCAGAUCAGGAUCAAGAGCAAAUUUGCUCCAACAUCACCAGCUCGACAGCAGAAAUCGGAUGUGGAGAGCAACCCACAAGAUCAAGGCGUUCAGAGCCCAACGUCGAUGUCCAGUCAGGAUGAAGGGAUCAAUGAGGGGGGAGAAGAAAAGUAA
Molecule: messenger RNA, 1608 nt
Organism: Penicillium pulvis
Lineage: Eukaryota; Fungi; Ascomycota; Eurotiomycetes; Eurotiales; Aspergillaceae
Product: MFS transporter
Exons: 2
Coding region: 1-1608 (535 amino acids)
Biological process (GO): transmembrane transport
Molecular function (GO): transmembrane transporter activity
Source: RefSeq, a predicted model, not a curated record